AUGGCUGAGGAAAGAGCCGCUGAAGGCUCACAAGCAUCGUUAAAUCUUUUAGAAGAGAAUUUGUUUGAACUGCAAUGCUUGAUUAGAGCUAGUGAGAUUUAUCAUAGUGCCCAUUGUGAAAUUGGAACAAAACAAUUAUUAGCUUUCGCUACUAGAAACACAGAUAUAGGAUUUUAUUAUUUGAAGGAAGCUUCUUCUCUACCAAUAAUCAAAAGAAUACCAUGGUUUCAAGCACCACAGAAAGCAAUAGCAGCUUUAUGCUUCGAUCCGUCAGGUUCAUGGUUACUUGUUGCCAGUGUCGAUGGUUUAUUGUGUAUAGUACCAGCUUUAGCACUAGUGGAUAGUAGUUCUACUGUCAAUCAGAAAUGGGCAACGAAUGACAUAACGUCUUUCACAUCUUUAAAUUCCCAGUCUUCCUAUUCAAGGCCAAGUGCGUUGGUGUGGUGGCAAGGUGUGAUACAAUCUAAUGACAUAGCUAUCAUAGGAACUGAACACGGGGAAAUAGUACUUGUUGAUCUCGAAAGUAGAAAACAAGUAGGUUUAACACAUGUUAAAGGAAACGUUUCUAGUCUGCAUAUUUGCCAGGAUAACAGUCUCGACGUUGUAUCGCUUUUAAUAACAAAUCAAUCAAGACAACAAUGGCGACUGAUUUUGGAACAACGCACAAACGGUUACGUUUAUCCACUUAACAGUGACAAAUCGUUUCAUCCUUCAUAUCCUUUACCAAACACAAAUAGUAAUCCCAACAAUGAGAUAAAAACUUUGCCUGCUACAAGAUCUCGGCUGCAAGGUCUGAAACAGCUUUCCGUUGAGAAACUUGCUAUGCUUAAGCAGAAAUUGGCUGAAACUAGAAGUCGUAGUUUAGCAGGACCAAUUUUACGACGAGAUAGUAGUAGUAGCAGCGGGACUGAGGAAAUAAUACAAGUUGCUUCUAGUAAAACAUGUUCUGAGGCAUCAGCAGAUUCAUUAAGUCCUGAGCCAGUUUCUCAGGAUAUGUUCCUUGCGCCACAAUAUACUAGACAAGGCCAGCAUCUGUAUACAGGUUAUCAUUCGCCCACAAAUCAUUUAACAAUUCACGGAACUGACGUCUCGGUAGUACCUUUGUACAUACACAAAAUGCCGCCACUUUCUGAGGAUAUAUUAUUAACACAACGAUUGUUUUAUAUAACGGAUGUUCAACGUCAAUCAUUGUAUAUUGUUUCCUGUCCACUAUCCGAAAGUCGGAUGGAGGGAGAAGCCAAUUUUAAUCAGGAUUCUGUGAUCGGACAUUUUUCCUUUGAAAGUACUAAGGAGUUUAUAAAUAGGGUGUACAGAUUGACAGAUUUUAAAGCGAAAAAACCAAAAAAAGUCCCAACGGAAACCGAAAAUCGAGAUGCGUUGCCGAAAAAGGUCGAGGACCUUAACGUAGAUGUGCCUCUAGUGGAUACUUGUAUAGUUGUUACUAAUUUUGCUGUAUAUCGAGUUGUUCUCAGGAAAUCUUUACUAACGGUGUUUAUGGAUUUGGUACUUCAAAGAAAAGAGGUUGACAAGGCAAGUCGAUUAGCUCUGGUAUUUGGAAUGAAUGUACAACAAUUAUUAGAAUAUGCUGGAGAUAUACUCCUGUCGAAUAAGGAAUUUUCUCAAGCAGUAGUCUUGUAUAAAUUAUCUAAGUGUCGAUUAUUAAAAAGUGUAUUGAAGUUCGCAGCAGCUGGUCACACUUCAGAACUUUUAAGUUGCGUCACGCAUUGCUUGACACCUCCAUCAGUUAGUGAAUUACCAACGGCCACGAGAAUACACUUGAGUAACUUGAGUGUUUUGGCAUUCACAGAACUCACUUUGAGAAAUUCAUCACAACAGUUGAAGCAUAUACAUAAAGAUUUUUUAAAUUUUUUGUCCACAAACAUUUUUUAUGACGAACUAUUAGCUAUCAAUAUCGCGGGGCAAACUGGUCUUUGGAAGAUUUUACAUCAUCUGGCAACUCAAAGAGGCCUUUACGCCGAAGUGCUGGAUAUUCUCUUGAAAGCUGUACAAGCUUUCAACUCGAAUAAUUCAAAUCUUUUACCUUGUCAAAGUAAAUAUGGCUUACUAAUAUGCCUCAGUGAACCAAGUUUAAUUCAGGCAUUGCUAGCAAACCAUGGUCUAGCUAGAAGUCAUAUGACUUUCGUUUCCACCAAUCUUACCUCUUUGCAGAUUUUUGUUCUUCAGCGACUAAUUUCAUUAUACGACCCAACGAACGUGAUAUUACGGCCUCUACUGAUUCGUUGCAGAGCUCGACGUAGAACUACUUCCCGUAGUUCACAAUCUAGUCAAUGUGACUCAUUAGAUAUGUCGGAAAUGCUUGAGGAAACGGGCACACUAUUGGAAGAGUUUAUACAAACAUUCUUAAUGAUAUUACUUACUCUUAUACAUAAAAGGACACUUCACUUAUGUUAUAACCCGAUACUCAUGCGGCAAAUUCAGCUACCGGGAAUUGAAAAGGAUCGCGACAAUAUCAGUACCAAUGUAGACUUUAGAAGGAGACUCUUGAGCGCUGGAUUUUCUCACGUUGCGCUAAUUAGAAAUGGCAAUGUAUAUACAUGGGGAAAUGCCGUACAAGGUUGUUUAGGUACCGGUCCCUCUGUCAUAAAGUAUGGACCUCCACAAGCUGUAUCUCUUUUCAAAUGCAUGGAAGUUGAAGUUUUCAGUGUAUCAUGUGGUAAAUGCCAUUCUCUGGCAGUAACUAAUAAUGGUGUUUACGUAUGGGGUGCCAAUAAAUUUGGCCAACUUGGACUUGGCAAAAUAGUACAAUGUCCUAGUCCUGAACUUGUUUCAUCUUUGGCGCAAGAGGUGAUCGUGGAUGCUGUAGCCGGACAAUAUCACUCUGUAGCAUUAACCAUGGAUGGUCGAUUGUUUACUUGGGGCUGGGGAGUGCAUGGUCAAUUGGGUCAUGGGAACACAGAGGAGAAAAACGUACCAACUUUAGUCACUAGUCUUCUUGGAAUUGUUAUACGGCAUAUAAGUGCUGGUCAUGCACAUACAAUGACGCUGUCGGCAGAUGGACAUAUUUACAUCUUUGGAAGCAAUGUUUUUGGUCAACUAGGAAAUGGUACUAACAACAAAAGUUCAUUGCCGGUCAAGGUAUCACUGAUACCUGAGAAAAUUAUGUUAAUAUCAACUGGAUACUUUCACAAUCUUGCUGUAAGUCACACAAAUAAACUAUAUACGUGGGGUGCGAGUCCUCAAGUAUUACGGCUACAAGCACAAGCACAAAAGAAGUCUAGAAUACUUCAACAAGCGGCUUUAGAAAAGAAGUUUGAAAAUUUAGAAUCCGAAAGGUAUGAUGGUCGAGAUAACGUUGAUUCUAAAGCGGAAUUGGAUCAGAACGAUGCACAAAAUUCUGAUACUGUACAAACAAAAGAUGGCACUACCAGCACAAUUUUAAUGCAAGGAAACUUGGCUAACGGCACAAGAUUUCCUAAAAGUCCGAGCUUUCGAAGUAUGAAUAUAGGUUUAUUAGAGGAAGCGCAAACUCAUAUGAAACCAUCUCUUGUCGAUACAAGUUUAGUUAAUGGACAAAUUGUACAGAUAUCAACGGGCUGUCAUCAUUCGGCUCUGCUAACAAAAGAUGGUUCCCUCUACACUUGGGGUCUCAACUUAGAUGGUCAAAUAGGUAAUGGAACUCGACGUGUCGUAGCUAUACCAACACCUCUCGGAUACAACCCAGCAUCAAUUCUGGCACAAGUACCUCCAAGGACUAACGUAUUCAGAGGAGAAGAAAGGAGUGUAACUUCUGAUACUGAUAAUACAAAUUUUGAAAACGCACAAAAGAACACUGAUAAUAUAAGCAAUUUUGAGGCUACGAAUUAUAGCGAAAGAACAGACAGGAGUAUGAUUAAUCAUACGAUAAAAACAAUUCGCGUGUGUUGUGGUUCUGACUACACAGUUGCCGUACAGCCUGGCGGAACAGUUCUUGCAUGGGGCGGUAACAGUAUGGCGCAAUUGGGACGGCCGCCUGCCAAAGAUUCACGAGCUUCGGAUGAAAAACUUGUUUUACUGAAGUCCUCCAGGCGUAUCGUGCGACUUCCUCAUGCGGCACAUACCGCUAUGGAUACACCUAGUCAAGUACCGAAUAUACCGACACCUAUAAUUACUUAUCAGAGUUACGACAUUACUCCUCUGGCGGGACUGGUUCGUCCCUUGAGCGUGGUUGAAAAAGUUCCGAGUGAAUUAACCUUGCAUUACGUAUUGGAGCAGUUCAAUGGAUUAUAUGACAGUGAAAAAAUCAUGAACAAAUGUUUGGAGAUGGGCAAUUACCAGGCGUGCUCGAAAUUGGCUCUAUUGGAUCGUAAUUUUUCUGAGGCGCUUUCUUAUCAGUUAAAAGCUUUGAACUCCUCCUACUUGAAGCCACGUGAAAAUACAUCUGCAUCUAAGAGCGAGCUGCAAGAGGAGCAGACAGAUCCUAAUAAGGAUUUUGCAAAUGACGAAUCAUCUCUAGUGAAAUCCAUGUCACAAAUUAAACUCGUGAAAGAAAAUACAGAACUAUUUGAUCGUCAUGUGGAGAAGAACAUCGUAGAAACGCUGGAAGAGUGUGAAGCUAUGAAUACUACAAAAAUGUCAACUAGUCGAUCAUUGGAUAGCUUCCGAAUAUUGGAGCAAGAAUUGCACACAUUUAAUUGUCAAGGUGGUUCGGAAGAGUUGUGCGAUGAUGCGAAAAGUGAAGAUAUUUCAUUAGACAUUACAGAAGAUGCUCUUGAUGAUGAUACUGAGGCUAAUAAUAGUGCUGUUUCCAUCAGUAAUGUUAUUUCUGGUAAUGAUGACGGCGCCACUUCUUCCAAUCACGAUAAAGAUUGUAAAAAUUCUUCCGAGAUUGUGAAUACUUCGGGCGUAAUGAAAAAAAUGGAGGAUCUAUGCUCAGAAACUGCCAUUCGGAGUGUCUACAAAGAUCACAUGGGUAAUCAAGAGAAUUACAAAGUGCACGAGGCUAGCAGCAUCGUGAAAUUUUAUAUGAACGAAAUAGAAGAAGAAUCGCAUAGCAUGAUGUGCGAAGUAUUACGCAGUGCUCUUGAUUUUUGGAUUAAAUAUAAUUUGCCCAUGCAGCAUUUAGAGAAUGUACUUCUCGAGCAUAUGAACAAACUAUUCUAUCCCUUGGGUCUGCUGCUUUUUUGUCAAAAUAAACUGGAUGAAAAUAUAGAUACAAAUAAAAAAGACGGAGAGGGUAAGAGUCUUGCUAUGAUGAAUUCUUUGUCGACCAAAUUCUGUCUGCAAGUUUGUUCAAUGCUCUUACGUCAUAUUGGUCAAGCCAAACCCACUCCAGAAUAUAUAGAACUUUUAUCUGUAUUAACUGCAAAACAUUACGGCCCUCCACUUACUGGCUAUCCAGGAUCCAGUGAAAACCAAACACCGGAACAAAUGAUGGAAGGCGUUAUGAGUACCUUAACAUCAGAUCCAUACGGUCCAAAGCCAUAUAUACACAUUAAGGACCCAGAAGAGGUAUCUCGUUUUCUCUCACAGGAGGAAGAUACAAUGGUCUUUACCUGUGGCCAUUAUUUCCCAAUUUCCAACUACCAAUCUGAGGCUGUUCCUACAAUGGAGGCAGAGCUGCUGAUGUCUGAACAGGUUUCACUUCCGUGCACUGCAGAACUCCUUGGAAACGUAAUGACUGAAUCAAGUAAAGUAGAAACAUUAUGCCCACUAUGUAUCCCUCGAGCAUUGCAAACAGUAGUUAAAGAUAUGGUGGAACAAUGAGUAAGUAAGAAUUUGUAUAUUGAUAAUACAAUAUGUGUCAGACCGGAUGACACAUUGCAUUAAUCGUAUUAUGUUCUAUUUUUUAUGCAUAUAUAUGCGUUUUUUUACAUACAAAUUAUGGUUAAUAUGAUAUUUACUGCGGUACGCUUAAUAUAUUGUAGUUAUUUAUGAAAAGUUUAAUGGAUUAUUCUUAUAGUGGGUGCAUGAGUUCAAUGUAUUUUUUGACAGUUCGUAGACAAUGUCAAUCAUACGUGGAUUUCCAGAAAAUAACGGAGGUAUAUGCUAAAAUAGAAAAAUAAAAUAGAUCUCAGUACAAAACCAUGUAUACGCAAUGCUUUGUAAUAAAAAUUGUAUGCAGAGCUACGUGUGAUUUAGUAAUGUUUUUAUUUGUAUUGUUUUGUGAACUAACGGAAAAAACACAUUGAACUCUUAGACAGACUAUAUGUAUGUGCCGCUUAUGGAAUUUAACUUCGUGUAAUUAUUUGUUAAUUGAUACGUGAGUUGUCAGCAUGGUUGCCGGAAAUCAAAACAGAUAAAUUUGUAUAUAAAUCGAUUGAAUAGAUUUUGCUGAUGAAAUUAUAUGACAAUUGAAUUAUAUAACGUAGUUCUUGUGAUCAAUUUUUCGUGACUACGAAAGAUAUAGAGUAAAUUACCAAAUGGAACUUUCGUUUUAUUGUCUUCGAUAUUUGUCGCAAUGACUCCUGUCGAUUGGUUCGACACGUGUAUGAAGAAUUAGGAUAAAUAUUAAUGAAACGUAUAAUACUGACUCUCUAUUGUAAGCGACCUAAACAUUUGGUAAUUUUUUAGAAAGUAUAUCCUGUAUACAUACAAGUACACCUAUUGUUUAAACACGAAAUAAGUUUAAUAUAUAAAUAAAAGCUGUUUAUUAGGAUGUUACAUAAACGAGAUGAUCUUUCAAGUUCAAAUAUUAAAUAUUUAGUUGUUUAAAUAUAGAGAUAUUUUAAAUCUAGUGAAUUGGACAAUUUUAUAAAAGUAUACUAGCUCUUGAUACGCGCACUAAUUGAUUUUCGAAAUGUUCGUAUUUUAUUCAUUCUAUUAUACAAAAGGAAAAACAACGCAACAACCGUUAUAAUGUUAAGCAGAUUGCAAGAAAUCUUGUUAGAUAUCAAAUAUUUUUUUCACGUGGUUUCAUUCUUCUUAUUUUUUUUUCUUGUUUGGAAACGAGUAUUUCUUAUCAAUUAUUCAUAUUGUACUUUAUAUUUGCAAUCCCACGUGACGUUAAACAGUGUAAAAUACUUUUUAUGUUACAGCAAUAAUUUUCAAAUUUCUAACUAUUCAAAUAUUUAAAUGUCUCAUAUUAUAAUUGAAGAAUGCUAGUCACUCGCACGGUAAAUAUUUUAUUUACCAAGCUUCAAUCAAUGUUCUCCCUCGUAAAGAAGGUCAGUAGAAUAUUUUAAAUAAAUAGAGUCAUUGAAAUAGUGACACAGGAUUAGGUAAUGACCAACGGUAUAGAAUCCAUCUUCAUAUUAUCACAAACAGUCAUAAGGAAUGUGAUUUUAUUAUUUUCAAGUAAGGUGUGUGAGUAGUAGACUAAUUAAUAUUUGUAGAUUAAUGGUAUUAUAAAACUGGAAACUAAAAUCAUGAUAAGUCUAUUAUAUAAAAUUUUAUUUCUAUAAUUUGCAUUCUGAAAGGAUUCGAUGACGCUUUAAAAAUUGUAAAACAUAGUAUAAUUAUAACAAUUACCUUAUAAACAAUUAUUCCUAAUUAGCUUAUUAUUCAAUUCGAUAGUAUUUAGCUUUCGAAACAUCUUCCUUUCGAAAGUCGUAGCAUCAUGAAUUCGUUAUUUUAAAAAAAUGCACGUAACACAGCACGCAUAGAAAUUAUCAAAAUUCGCCAUACACGAAAAUCAUACGAUGCAACGACGCGUAGUACAUGAUUACUGCAAUUAUGAUAUUGCAUGAGUGUGGCCUAAUUAGAUGAAAAAUUAGUUUCGUCAUAUUAUUUUUUUUUCCAUCAGUAAACAUAAAAUAGAUUUUUUAAAUCAGUGUCUUUGUCUAAAGAAUUCGCAAAGCGUCAAGUAAUUAAUGACUUACCUGUUAACGUCUUUCGUAACGAAACAAGCGUUAAUGGUAUAUGAAGGUUAUUUAUCAUAUGACUAUCUGUGUUGAUUCUAAGGAUCUAAAAUAAAAUGAAUUAAAAUGUUUUACUCAGUUAAUUAGUUUAUAUCGCACACAGAUGUCGUAGUGCAAGCGUGUACUUCAGAAUAUAUAUAGUUACUAUGCUAUACAUUAUACAUAAUUCAAUAAUAGAUAAAUAAUUUCAGCACCGUACUAGUAUCGCAAGAUCUAAAAGAAUUGAAAAAUAAUCAUAUGUUUUGGCAAUAUCAUUUUUAAAUAUACAAAAGACGAUGAUUAUAUUUUAUUGUUUUUAUAUGUACAGAUUUUUUAAUGAUCAUUUCAUUUAACUCAUUAUGCUCGGCGCAUAUUUUUACGUGAAUUUACCAUAGCCUACUCGAUUACAGUCAGCUCAGUCGGCGUUUGGAGUGUAAAGGGUUAAAUAGCGAUACUGUGUUUUUGAUAUUGAACAUUUUUUGAAAAUCCAGCGACUCGUCAACAUCCUGUGUUUAUGUAUACAAUAUUUAUUACGGUAUUAACUUAUUGUUAGAUAAAAAUAAAAUUAUACAUUGGUGUAAGGAUCCUGAACGCAUAAAUAAUACGUUAUAUUAACUUACGUUGUUUGCUAUACUAUAAACAAGUAGUCUAUACGGCAUUCAACACCAACAGUAUUUGAAACCGGAUGUUCUGUACAAACUAAAAAGUACGCUCUUUAUGUAAAAAUAAUUCGUUCUUGUAUUCCUGCAGCCAUAAUACUUUUAAUACCUUAAUUCAAAAUUUUUGUCUCUCUACAUCAUGGAACAGUGUCUAUGUUAUUUCAAUUGUAACUGUACAAUAUACAACGACUAAAUGCGAAUAGGCAUAGUCGCAUUCAAAUCUAUAAAUUAAAUUGAAAAUUAA
Molecule: messenger RNA, 8678 nt
Organism: Cephus cinctus (wheat stem sawfly)
Lineage: Eukaryota; Metazoa; Arthropoda; Insecta; Hymenoptera; Cephidae
Gene: ca
Exons: 19
Coding region: 1-5703 (1900 amino acids)
Molecular function (GO): protein binding
Source: RefSeq, a predicted model, not a curated record